Molecule: messenger RNA, 3216 nt
Organism: Caenorhabditis elegans
Lineage: Eukaryota; Metazoa; Nematoda; Chromadorea; Rhabditida; Rhabditidae
Gene: ufd-2
Product: Ubiquitin conjugation factor E4 ufd-2
Exons: 6
Coding region: 12-2966 (984 amino acids)
Biological process (GO): ERAD pathway; ubiquitin-dependent protein catabolic process; protein ubiquitination
Cellular component (GO): ubiquitin ligase complex; nuclear membrane; cytoplasm
Molecular function (GO): ubiquitin-ubiquitin ligase activity; ubiquitin-protein transferase activity; ubiquitin protein ligase activity
Source: RefSeq, marked reviewed
AGAAAUCGUAGAUGAUUGAAGACGAGAAAGCAGGCUUGCAGCCGAUGGACAUAAGUGAUGCUUCUGUGUUCUUUUUUCAGGCAGAUGUUGAAAGCAAAGACUUCCUCACAAGUCUCUUUGACUGUGAAGGUAAAUCAGAUGACAGAAUGCUUCGUUACGCCGAUGCGAUAAUCGAUGUUCAAAAUCUGAAUUUUGAUGUUUCUCCUCAGUGUCUGCAAUCGAACAUUGCCGAAAUAAUCACAAAGUUUGUACUUUUAUCUCAAGAUGGAUCAAGAAGGGGGCUGUCAAGAUCGUUCAAUUUCAUCGACCCUGAUAUCAUUGCUGGAUGUCGUGAAGAAGACGCCAUCGAGUUUCUCUUAAUCAAUUUUGUUCGUUGCCAUCAUGAGCUUGGAAAGAGCGGUACUUCAAAUUGCUACAAGAAAACUCUCGAAUCUACCAGGAAAGCAGUUUUCUCAGUUUUUGUGAUGAUACAGAGAGGCUACUUGGAGAGCCAACUUCGCAGCCAACAUGCUAGUUUGGUGUUCACAAAAAGACUUCUGGAGGAUACGGUGUCAAAUGUUUUUCUAAGAACAUUGGUUGAAUACCUUGCAAGUACAGAUGAAUGCGAUGAAGACGCUAUUACAGAAACAUUUAAUCCAAUUUUCGGGAUUUUGCGGAGCGGAAUUAUUUGUCAACGCUUUGAAGACAAUAAGGACGAAAUUGUUCGUCAGAUCCUUCGUGUGAUGAACUUGCUUCUCAGUAUCAGACUCCCUUCAAACGGACCUCGCCCACUGAGUAACCUACUUGUUAAUCGAGAAGAUUUUCUCCCAACGCCGUCCGAAAAAAUACAAGGACGCGAGUUUGGUUUAAUGUCCUUCCUAGGACCGUUCUUUUCGUACGGCCUCGAAUCAUCAGCAAGGCGUCCAAAUCAUCGAGUUUUUGUGGAUUGUGAAGAAGAUGCAAGAAAAUAUGAUGGAUCAGUCAACACUGAGCAGAAACUGUAUUUCCAAAGAAUGGAUCCAAUUCGAACUAUGCUUCAUCAAUUGAUGCUUCCGCUUGCUUCGGAUCAAGGAAGUCGCAACAAAACUCUAAGAUGGAUUGCCACCAUCAUAAGCACCAAUGACAUUCGCACUCGUUCACAUUAUGAUCCUUCAGAUGUCUUGUGUGAUCAUUAUAUGACAAAUUUUUUGUCCGUGAUGUACAUGUUUUCCGAGAAAAUCGACUUGUCCAAAAUUAUCGUAGAUUAUCCGUUUUUACCGAGUUCGCUUAUAAAUAUUUCCAAGGAGACUCGUCUCAAAAUGGACGAAUCAGGAGCAGUCGCUUUUGCUAGCCAAUUCGCAGAUCGUCCAGAUGAAUAUCAUUUCUCUACAGUCUGCUUCUUCCUGACAAUUGCAGCACAGAGGCUCGUUAUUCCUCCAUUGAUGAAUCAAAUAAGUGAAUACUCUCGACACCUUAAGGAGCUCAAGCAUAAGAUCAAUGCGCUCAAAGAAAAACUAAAUACUGUGUCAGGAUUCGAGAGAGCUGAGGUGGAAAAGAAGUUGAACUAUGAGACUGAACACUGGAAGCUCAUGUCUCGUCAUCUUUUAUGUGUUAAGACACAAGCUCAAGAUCCUGCAUUAAUGGCAUCUUCUAUGGAUUUUGUCGAUAAGCAGAUGAAAUUCAUUUUGAAUUUGCUUUGUGAUAACUUGGAUUUGCUCGGAGACGACAGUCAACUUCCAACUGAAGUAUCACAAAUGUUUUGUGCGCUCCCAGAAUAUUUUCUAGAGGAUGCUCUCGAUUUUUACAUAUUCGCUAUUUCCAAUGGAAUGAAACUGCUCAUGGAGAGAAAUGCGGAUUGGAUUUCCCGUCUGACGGUCCUUUUCACACAAUAUCACUACAUCAAAAGCCCAUUUCUCGUUUCCAAACUGGUGAGAGUGCUGUCUUCUAUUCAACCUCCAUUAUGGUUCAACGUGGUCAGACUUCGAAUGGCACAAGAAAAUUUAUUGAUGUGCAUGAUAAAGUUCUACUCGGAUUUCGAAGACAAUGGUGACUUUUAUGAAAAGUUUAACGUUCGUGGAAAUAUCCAGUACAUGUUGGAAAAAAUGGAGGAAGAUAUGUUCUACAAAGGAAAGUUUAUGGACAUGGCAAGAGAAUGCGGAGCAGAGUUCAUUCGGUUUGUCAAUAUGGUGAUUAACGAUGCAACAUGGUGUAUAGAUGAGAGCUUGUCUGGUUUGAAGAGUAUCCAUGAUGUUGAGAAAAAGAUGGCGAACAAAGUCGAAUGGGACAACACAGAUCAAGAAAUCCGUAAUCAGGAUCUCGGCGUGUACGAGGAGGCAAAACGUAAAGUGAAGGGAUGGCUUGGAACAGCCAAAAGUAAUCUUAAAUUGCUACUAUCGAUUACCGUAAACUCACCCGAACCUUUCCGUACUCCGGUUCUCGGCGAAAGACUUGCUGCAAUGUUGAAUCACAAUUUAUCGCAACUCAUUGGUAGCAAGGCCUCCGAGUUGAAAGUCAAGGAUCCAAGAAGUUAUGGAUGGGAACCACGGGAGUUUGUAUCGUUGCUGAUCUCAAUCUAUUUAAAGCUGAAUAUGCCUGCAUUUGUUAAAUACAUAGCAUACGACGAGCGUACCUACAGUCCUGAAUUCUUCCAUAAUGCGAUUGAAUGCAUGAGAAAGAAUAGUAUUGUUGGAUUCAGUCAACUCGAAAGUUUCGAACAUUUGGCCGAAGAUGUUAAAAAAGAGUAUGAGGCAAAAGCUGAGCUUGAAGAAGAGUAUGAUGAUGUACCAGAAGAGUUCAAGGAUCCUAUUAUGGAUGCAAUUAUGGUUGAUCCUGUCAAAUUGCCAUCAGGACACGUGAUGGAUCGUGCAGUCAUCGAGAGGCAUCUUCUCAGUACACCCAAUAAUCCGUUUAAUCGUGCUCCCUUGUCGCACAAUGAGCUUUCUCCCGAUUCUGAGUUGAAGGCAAAGAUUCAGGAAUGGAUUUGCCAGAAAAGAAAUUCAAAGAAAUAAUUUUCUAUCAUAUUCUAUUGUUACCCAAUUUUGUAUUUAUUGUACUUGACCAUUGCACAUGUGCAAAAUGUCUGUAAAUUUCACGCGUUCCUUUCAUUUUAUAAGUUUUUCUGGUCUCUCAAUGGUCUAAUCUUUCGGUUUCGGUUUCAUUUUCUGCAUGGAUUCCUUAAAGUUGGUAUUCUUGCCCUCUUUCAUCAAACCUAAAAAACACGAGUAGUGCCUUGAAUGUGAAUAAAUUUAUACUAAUUUA